CUCUAUCCUUCCUAACCAAUUGACUGACAUUUGUCAUAAGUCUAACAUUUUUUUAUCCUAAUUAACGAUUAUUUAUAAAUAUAAAAUAUAAUUUUAAAGUUUCCUAAAACAAAAGACUAGAUUGUAAAUAAAAAACUCAUAUUUAUUUUAUCAAGUUGAUUUUUAAAUAUUUAAUACUAAAAAAUAGCGAUAAGUAAGGGCAGGUUCACGCAGAUUUUUGCAAUUGUGCUGACGAAAAAGGAUUGAAAUUUUGUUCAAAUCGCCCAUCUAGCCUACGUAACAUUUAUCAUACAUGAAAAUAAGGAUUUGAAUCAGCGAAAUUUAUUAAAUCAAUAUUGACAUCUAAAAAUUACUGAGAUUUCUCCGAAAUCACAAGAAUGGAAGACAUGCAAGAAGAGCCACAAUUUGUCGUCGAUGAUGUCAGUAAAAUAAUAAAAGAAGCUAUCGAAGUAUCCAUAGGCGGCGAUGCCUAUCAACAAAACAAAGUCGCCCAGUGGACCUCUCACGUCGUGGAAAGUUGUCUAGGAAGUCUCACUAAAUUACAAAAACCCUACAAAUAUAUCGUGACGUGUACAAUAAUGCAAAAAAAUGGAGCCGGAUUACAUACCGCGAGUUCGUGUUUUUGGGACAACACAACCGAUGGCAGUUGCACAGUCAGAUGGGAAAAUAAAACCAUGUACUGCAUAGUGUCUGUUUUCGGUCUGGCAAUCUAG
Messenger RNA from Microplitis mediator, 713 nucleotides. It is a transcript of the gene Dlc90F, whose product is annotated as dynein light chain Tctex-type. Bases 378 to 713 code for a protein of 111 amino acids. The transcript is spliced from 3 exons. Gene Ontology annotation, molecular function: dynein intermediate chain binding. Gene Ontology annotation, cellular component: cytoplasmic dynein complex; cytoplasm. The record is from RefSeq and is a predicted model, not a curated record. Gene Ontology annotation, biological process: microtubule-based movement. Lineage: Eukaryota; Metazoa; Arthropoda; Insecta; Hymenoptera; Braconidae.